UUGGAAUAAGCUACAGCAGCCCUUGACUUUGAUUUUCAUAUACUAACCUCCAUCACUUUUUUUCAUAUAUAAAUACGUCGUGCUAGCCGUAACACCUCAAACCAUCUGGGAAUUUGAACGUAACAUAGCAGCAAAAAAUGGCAGCUCAAUCACCGGUUAUCAAAGUCGUCGCCCUCUGCGGUUCCCUCCGCAAAGCUUCUUACAAUCGCGGUCUCAUCCGCGCCGCGAUGGAGAUUUGCAAGGAAUCAAUCAACGGGAUGGAGAUAGAGUACGUGGACAUAUCGUCCUUACCGAUUCUGAACACCGAUCUCGAGGUAGACGGAAAAUUUCCACCGGAGGUAGAGGAAUUCCGCCAGAAGAUUCUCGGAGCAGACAGCGCACUCUUCGCUUCUCCGGAAAACAACUUCUCCGUCGCUGCACCUUUGAAAAACGCGAUUGAUUGGGCGUCUCGGCCGCCGAACGUGUGGGCGGACAAGACGGCGGCAGUCGUGAGCGCCGGAGGAUUCCUAGGAGGAGGAUUAGGGCAGUUUCACCUACGGCAAAUCGGAGUUUUCCUGGACCUCCAUUUCAUCAACAAACCUGAGUUUUUCGUGCAGGCAUUCCAGCCUCCUCCAAAGUUCGACGCCGACGGCAACUUGAUCCAUGAGGCCACCAAGGAGAAGCUGGAGAAAGUCCUUCUAUCCUUGCACAAAUUCACCUUGCGCCAUCUAACCAAGAUUGAAUAAUUUGAAUGAGUAUAGGAAACCAAA
Messenger RNA from Ipomoea triloba (trilobed morning glory), 749 nucleotides. Its product is annotated as NAD(P)H:quinone oxidoreductase-like. The transcript is spliced from 3 exons. Gene Ontology annotation, molecular function: FMN binding; oxidoreductase activity. The record is from RefSeq and is a predicted model, not a curated record. Lineage: Eukaryota; Viridiplantae; Streptophyta; Magnoliopsida; Solanales; Convolvulaceae. Gene Ontology annotation, cellular component: cytosol. Bases 138 to 725 code for a protein of 195 amino acids.